Molecule: messenger RNA, 3245 nt
Organism: Myotis lucifugus (little brown bat)
Lineage: Eukaryota; Metazoa; Chordata; Mammalia; Chiroptera; Vespertilionidae
Gene: CLMN
Product: calmin
Exons: 13
Coding region: 1-3168 (1055 amino acids)
Biological process (GO): nuclear migration; negative regulation of cell population proliferation
Cellular component (GO): cytoplasm; meiotic nuclear membrane microtubule tethering complex; nuclear outer membrane
Molecular function (GO): actin filament binding
Source: RefSeq, a predicted model, not a curated record
AUGGUGGGUGAGCCGGAAGGCUGGGCCUCCCUGGGUGAGCCGGAAGGCUGGGCCUCCCUUUCCAUCUCUGUCCCCGGAGUCCUGGGCCUGGUGACCUCCUCGCCCACCCUGGCCGGCCAGGCAGAGCCGGGGCUGGCCAUUUUACAGCACUGUUACUACUCUCGCUGCCCAGGAAACCCACAAAGGGCCCCACAAACGCCGUGUGAGAAGGCCAGACCCUUCCCGGGCAAUGGUUUCCUACACCUUUACAACGUGAUAGAGGAGAGGGAGAAUGUGCAGAAGAGGACCUUCACUCGGUGGAUAAACCUCCAUCUGGAGAAGUGCGACCCUCCUCUGGAAGUGAAAGAUUUAUUCAUUGACAUACAAGACGGCAGAAUCCUAAUGGCGCUGUUAGAAGUCCUGUCUGGGCGAAACCUGCUCCACGAGUACAAAUCCUCGUCCCACCGCAUCUUUCGGUUGAACAACAUAGCGAAAGCACUUAAGUUUUUGGAAGAUAGCAACGUAAAACUGGUUAGCAUCGACGCGGCAGAAAUAGCGGACGGCAACCCCUCUUUGGUUCUUGGGCUGAUAUGGAACAUAAUUCUCUUCUUCCAGAUUAAGGAGCUCACGGGCAACCUCAGCAGAAACUCGCCACCGUCCAGCCUGUCGCCGGGCUCCGGGGGCACAGACUCCGACUCCUCGUUCCCACCCACGCCCACGGCCGAGAGGAGCGCGGCGCUGUCCGUGAAAGACCAGAGGAAGGCCAUCAGGACCCUGCUGGCGUGGGUGCAGCGGAAAACGCGCAAGUACGGCGUGGCGGUGCAGGACUUCGCGGGCAGCUGGAGGAGUGGGCUGGCGUUCCUGGCUGUGAUCAAGGCCAUCGACCCCAGCCUGGUGGACAUGAAGGCGGCCCUGGAGGACUCCAUGCCGGAGAACCUGGAGAAGGCUUUCCGCAUCGCGCACGACGCCCUCCACAUCCCCAGGCUCCUGGAGCCAACAGACAUCAUGGUUGACACGCCGGAUGAGCAGUCUAUCGUGACUUACGUGGCACAGUUUCUAGAACAUUUCCCGGAGCUGGAAGCCGAGGAUUUUGUGGAUCCCGAUAAAGACGCCCCUAUUGAGUCCACCUUCGUCCGCAUUAAAGAAACGCCCUCGGAGCAGGAGAGCACCGUCUUCUAUGUGACUGACGACGGGGAGCGGGCCUACACCGUCAACCACGACACCAGCCAUCCGCCCCCCUCCAAGGUCUUUGUCUGUGACAAGCCCGCGCGCGGGAAGGACUCCCGCCCGGGUGGCGCUCCUGGCCCCACACCGGCAAACAGCCCCGCCGAGGUCACACCGCAGGGCACGGACUGGGACACCCUCGGGGCCUCCGGCAGGACCUGCAGCCUCAGCGAGGCGCCUCCAGAAUCUUCCAUCUUAUCCAGAAAGGACAACCAGAGGUCCAGCUCCCUGCCGGGCAAGAAAACGGUGCACUUUGAGGCGGACGUCUACAAGGACGCCUCCUGCAGCAAGGACCCCGUCCACAGCCAAGACUGCGGCUUCGAAGGCGGCCAUCGGGGGACCAAGGACUUGUGGAAGCAGGAUGGGCACGGCCCGGAGGUCGCCGAGGAAAGGCCGAGGCACGACGCCCCAGAGGCAGCCCCAGACCAGGCCCUGGACGAUGUCUGCCUGGCGGACAGUCAGACCGGCCCUUCUCAGACUCCCCAGGGCUCUGCCCCCCGGAACAGGGCCUCGGAGCGGCCGGCCAGCCCCGGCGAGGAGAGCUGCCCCCGGGCGCGCCUCGGAGAGGAGACCGUGAUGGCCGAUUCCUCGGAGCUCAAGGUGAAGCCGCAGACCGCAGAGGCGAUGGACGAGGAAGACGAUUUCGAAGGCAUACCCCUGAAAGCCUCUAAAUUUAACAGUGACCUCGUCGAUUUUGCCUCCACCAGCCAGGCUUUCGGCGAGGACCCCCCGCCUGCGGAGGACGGGCCCGCGGAGGCCGGGGCUGCGGAGGCGCAGGCCGAGAACCUGGGGAACGGGAGAAGCACAUCCGCCCCCAGGAUGGAAGGUGCGGACGAGCCCCCGGGGAAGCCUGGACACGAAGACCACAGCCGUGUGGUGGCCCCAGAGGAGGAGCCGGGGGGCAGGAAGCCAGAGGUGUAUGAAAAGGCGAAGCGCAAGUCCCCGCGGCCCCCGCGCGGGGAGGAGGAGGCGGAGGCCGAGGACCCCCCGGCGUUUGAGGGGGACUUGCCCUCCAACCCGCCCAGCAGCCAAGUCAGCCUGGAGACCCUGGGCAGCCACAGCGAGGAGGGCCUGGACUUCAAGCGCUCCCCGCCCCUCUCCAAGGUCUCGGUCAUCCCGCACGACCUCUUCUACUACCCGCACUACGAGGUGCCCCUGGCCGCCGUCCUGGAGGCGUACGCGGAAGGCCAGGAGGAUUUUAAAGCCGAAGACGCGGACUUUGAAGACCCGGAGGACUACCUGUCUGACCUGGAGCAAAGGGAGGACGAGGACGAGCCCGAGGCCUCCGAGAGCAGCGGCAGCUUCCGGGGCCUGGGCGAGGACCGCCCCCAGCCCCCCACCCAGGAGCCCGACCGGGACCAGGGGGCACAGGGGGCCAAGCCAGCCUCGGGCCCUCCCCCCACCCUGGCCCCAGAGGACCACCAGCAGAGGGAGGCCACAGCCCGCGCCCCUGGGGAGAGCCAGCAGUCCCAGGAAUCCCCAAACUCGGAAAACUUAAGAAACCCUUUAGAAGAAAAAGUGAUGGAAGAAUCGGUCAGCAGCAAGAAAAAGGAAAAAAAGAAGCACGUGGACGACGUAGAGAGUUCAGUAUUGCUCACCCCCGGGGCUGUGCGGUCCUCCGACGACCUGGACGAAGACCCUGGCUUCCACAGAGUCCCUUCCAGGACUAGCCACAGCGACUCCAGCAUUUACAUUCGACGACAUACUAACAGGUCUUUGGAAUCGGAUCAUUCUAGCUAUGUUCAGUUGAGGAAUGCAGCCGAUCUGGAUGACAGAAGGAACCGAAUGUUAACCAGGAAGGCCAACCACUCGGGCGAAGCCUCGCUGCGGGAGAGCCAGAGCCCGCGCAGCGACUCCCUGACGCAGUUCGUCCAGCAGCCGGACAUGAUGUACUUCAUCCUGUUCCUCUGGCUGCUGGUGUACUGCCUGCUGCUCUUCCCCCAGCUCGACGUCAACAGACUCUGAGCGCGUCCACGCAAUAAAGAGACCGGACCGGCCGGCGGGAGUGCCUUCUCUCUCACUGUAUCCGGGCCCUGGACAGG